GUUGCCUGGGCGAUGGGCUUGCAGCUUGUCAACCGCACGAUCCAGUUACUGUAGUCGCUUGCUGCAAUGAAAACAUCGUCGUUGGUGGGUGGAUGUAUGUCUGGGCCCGGUUCCAUCAUUUUUUGCCCCCCAAAAACACUGACUGAGUGAAAGUCGAGAAGGCAUGAGGUCCAUGUUAUGGAUUACAGCAGAUGUGGCCGUCUGUGGGGCCGCCAGCUGGCCGCCGCAUGCCAUCUUGUAGCCAGGGCCCCCGUGCCUGAGCUCCAUGCACCUCACACAUCAUACCUUUGACUUCAUGAAGAUUCCUGACAUCUGUGAUGUAAUGAAUAAAUUUGAAGUCCUUGGGAUUGUGGGUGAAGGUGCUUACGGAGUUGUUCUGAAGUGCAGACAAAAGGAAACCAAUGAAAUUGUGGCUAUUAAGAAAUUCAAGGACAGUGAAGAAAAUGAGGAGGUUAAAGAAACAACACUACGGGAGCUUAAGAUGCUCCGCACCCUCAAGCAGGAGAACAUCGUCGAGCUCAAAGAGGCCUUCCGCAGAAGAGGGAAGCUCUAUCUUGUCUUUGAGUAUGUGGAGAAGAAUAUGCUUGAGCUGCUUGAGGAGUUACCCACCGGUGUCCCGACCGACAAAGUGCGCAGCUACAUCUUCCAGUUAAUCAAAGCUAUUCACUGGUGCCAUAAGCAUGACAUUGUUCACAGAGACAUAAAGCCAGAAAACCUCCUCAUCAGCUCCGAUGACGUCCUCAAGCUGUGCGACUUUGGUUUUGCUCGUAAUCUCUCUGAAGGGACGGACGCCAAUUACACCGAGUACGUGGCUACGAGAUGGUACCGCUCUCCAGAGCUCCUGCUCGGGGCUCCUUACGGGAAGGCGGUGGACAUGUGGUCGGUGGGCUGCAUCUUGGGCGAGCUGAGCGACGGGCAGCCCCUGUUCCCAGGAGAGAGCGAGAUCGACCAGCUCUUCACCAUCCAGAAAGUGUUGGGACCUCUCCCUCCAGAGCAGAUGAAGCUCUUCUAUAACAACCCCCGCUUCCACGGGCUCAGGUUUCCUGCUGUAAACCACCCCCAAACUUUGGAGCGAAGGUACCUGGGGAUCAUCGGCGGAGGCCUGCUGGAUCUGCUGAAGAACCUGCUCCUGCUCAACCCGACGGAGCGCUUCCUCACGGAGCAGUGCCUGAACCAUCACGCCUUCCAGACACUGCGGCUGGUGGACCGGCCCGGCCCGCCCACGCCCACACCUGUACGCUCGGCCAAGAGGAAGCCUCACCACGGCGACAACACCACCCCCAGCAGGAGCCACGGGGGGAAGAGCUCAGGAAGCCACCGGUCCAGCAACAGGGAGAGCUCCAGCUUACCCCGACAGGAAGACAUCCUCCCAGGCAACGACAGCUUCCUCAACGGCAACAUGUCGGCGGCCAUCAACCUCAGCCCCACCCUGCAUCCCAAGAACUACCAGCCGCAGAUCUUCAACCACUCCACCGCCUACAGCAUGGACCUGGCCGGCAGCAACCUGCCUCACCUGCUCAGCCCAGGCGAGGUCAAGGGCAAAGGUGACUUCGAGAUCAGUCUGGGAUCCAAGGUGCUGGACGGACCCGGAGCCAAGUACCUCAAAUCCAACUUCCGCUCACAGCAGAACCGCCACUCCUUUGUGGAAGGCAAGACCAACACGUUGCAGUCGGGGGACAAACACAACCGACACAACUACGUGGACUCCCACGGUUCUGCGGCCUCCUCCUCCAAGUUCGGCUACCUGAACCUGUCCAAGAGCUACGGCACGCUCAGCGACGCCAAGUCGGUGGGAAACCUAAACGACGUGCAUCUGUAUGCCGACGAGCCCACGUCGCGCUACUUCCCGUCCAGCUGCCUCGACCUGACGGCUCCCAGCAGCCCGGCGUCCCGCAGGUUGGAGCGGCUCGGGCCCGGCACGACCGGCCGAGGGGGCAUGCGCUCGGAGAGAGAGAGCAACACGCUGGACUCCUCGUACAGACGCUCGUCCACCCGCCACAAGGCCUCGGAGGAGGCCAAGUCGCCCGAUUCCCUGGACCCGGGAGACGGCAGCACGGAGAGGAGCCACGGCCACUCUCUGUCCGCGCAGCGCGACCCUCUGUCGUACGGUCAGGGCUACACCAGCCCUUUCUCCUCGCAGCAGCGGCCGCACCGCCACUCCAUGUACGUGCGUCGGGAUCACCAGAGGACGCACGGCGGAGACGAGGGCCUGCUGGUCGGCCAGGGAAUCCCCACCAGAGCCAGCAGCCUCCAGCUCCUGUCGCCCCAGCUCCAGCACCGCACGCUGCCGCGCCACUCCGGGAGCUCCUCCAGGGAGGACGACAUGAGCAGGAGCGAGCAGGCACCCACUGAAGUUCCCCACAGCAGACCCCCAAUAAGGGAUUCCACCAGGGACAACACUGCAUCUUUUCACACACAGCGGCAAAAAAGCGAGGUUGGCCUGUAUCAUGACCAGCAAGCAGAAGACGGAGGUUCCUCCAAGGAGAAUCGCAACAUCUACAGUGAAUCCAUGCCCAGGAGGGUGGGCAGCUUCUACAGAGUGCCAUCUCCCCGGCCAGACAACUCCUUCCACGACAGCAGGGGCCCGGGCCGGGAGUCCGGCUUGUCUGGGGACGGCAGCAGUUUGACAAAUCACUCCAAGCGCCAGCCUGCCUUCGACCCCUGGACUGGCCCAGAUACUGUGGUCCUGAAUGCGUCCGAGCCAUCCAAAGAGAAGGAGAAGCAGGGUUUCUUUAGAGCAAUAAAAAAGAAAAAGAAGAAAACUCAAAUGGCUGCCAGCGAAGGCAUCGACACAGUCAUCCAGAAGAGCUCCAGGUCUUCUGGUCACCAGAGCAGCCGCCACAGGAGCCGCGACAAGAGCAGAGACCGCAACCAGGAACGAGACCGGGACAAGGACUGGCCACGGGAGAAACUCUCCAAUUCACACUCUCCAAGUCAGCCCCUGAAGUCCCUGCGUAAGCUGCUGCACCUCUCCUCCUCCUCCUCCAACCAGACGGCGUCCUCCGACAUGCGCUACCAGCCGCUGCCUAACUCGGCCUCCGCUCAGGGCGGUUUCUCCGAGAGCCGGGGUCACUCAGGGGUCAGCACGCCCCAGCUCAAGAGCCGACAGGGAGCCUACCCGCUGCCGGGCCAGCUGGAGCCCGGCUGGCACUCGUCGGCCCUGGGGCGGCCCGAGGGCAACCCUUACCCGGAGCAAAUGGGCGUCAAGGGGGGCCAGAACGGGCACGGCUUCGGACGCCCGUCCCGGUCGCGCAUGCCGAACCUCAACGACCUGAAAGAGACAGCGCUGUAGUCGUCGGCCCCUCGCUCUCCUCCCGCCUCGGCGUCCCGCUUCCCUUCUGUUGCUCCUACACCUCUGACCCCCAUAACUGGGUGCACAGACUCAACACACACACACACCAAAACACCAAACCUUCUGUCGUCAACACUGCUUGCAAACGGGCCAAAAGGCUUUUUAUGUCGUAAUUUUUUUUAAGCUUCCAUGUUUGAUAGACUUUAUAUUAUUAUUACGUCUGUAAUUCUGAAAUCAGAUUUGUAUUAUAAAGUAAAUAUGUUACAAAUUCAGUAUAUAUAUAUAUAUAUAUAGGUAAAGUGUAGAUUUUAAGUGUAAGUAUUUUUUUGCUUUUAUUAAAUAUAGAAAUAUGGUACAUUUUACUGUGUAGUAUUAACUUAAGAUUAAAUUAAAGCAUUCUGAACACAUCAAGUCGAGCCAGUUGUCACAGCAGAGACAGGUCACAUCAGAACUGAUGUCCCUCUCACCCAGGAGAGGGACAUCAUUCCUUUCAGGCGAGUCGCCUUUUGGAUAUGCUCUGUCAUUGUCGUGCUACUAAAAAAAAGGAAAAAAAGAAACGAAAAUCCCAACUGCACCAACAGUGAAAUGGUCUAAACAUCAGACUGCUCAUUUGUAGGACAUUAAGGUUAUUGUGUCUUUAUGAACUGCGGCCAUUUUAGAAAUAAUGUAACCGUAAACUAAACUUCUAUACUCUGACCUACACCGCCCUCUGUAGGUCACGAUAGGACACUGCAUUGACUGUUUUGUUAUUCCUGCUUCAGAUCUGAAUCAGUCUUACGCAGUUCAAAUGUUUUUGAGAUCAUUUUGGUAGAAGCGUUUAAAUUUGAGCAGUUCAUUAAACUUGCUGUGCGUUGUGCACAUUUUAGGGAUGCAGUUAAUAGUGGAGGACAUCUGAAGCUGAUGAUGAAGAUUUUUUAUUUUUUUUUUGGCGAAUAAAAGAACCUUCACAGUGGCUCGACUUCAGUCCGUUUUAGAAAUGAACUCACUCCAAACUCUCCAACCCCAUACCUGCCGUAGAAAUAAGAGAAAACGUUUCUGACUCGCUGUAAGAAAGUGUUUUUACAGCAGCUAGAGGAUCAUAAAAGCCAUUCAUACUGGUGCAGUGACUCUCAAAGAAACACUCUGUGUUUUUUUAGGUGGAUAUUAUCAGUAUUUUAUCUUUUAAUUCUUAAGGUCUGAGCAGUUUAUUUGCCCUUUAUUUGCAUCAGUGUUGUCACAUUCUGCUAAAAGUAGCAAUGCGUGUGCUACUUCCAACCUCUUUCAGCCUUUUUUACCAGGACUUUCUGCUCUUUAUUUUUUGUUAUUAUUUGCUAUUUAUAAUUUAUAAAUUAUUUGAGCAACUAUUUCAUCUAGUUAUUCAGCCAUAGCACCCUUAUAGUUGUUGGCAACCUUGAUAAAGAUGUGUAAAAAAGUCUUUGAAUGAAUUAUGUUCCUUUAAUGGCAUAAUCUUACAGGGAUUUUUUUUUUUUAAGUCAACUUUUACAUUUAAUAUAUUUAUUCAGAGAGUACAGAAAGGUCUACAUUAGUACAGAAUUGUUUUUGACAAAAUUAUCAUUGUUGCUGCUGGUACCUCUGAACUUAAAGUUGAUCAGAAUUUUAUAAAAGAAAUCUUCUAAUCUUCACCUCCCAUCUUCAUGGGAUGGCACCGAGGCCCAAUUCCUCUUAACUCACGCAGAGCAAAUCUCCACUGUUCACCUCUUGCAGAGCAUCCAGGAGCGUCAUGUUUUCAGUCUCCCCGUCUCCAUGACAACCAUCGCACGCUCUCCACACACCAAACUGUUAUGUGUGAGUAAUGCCAGAGAAAAGCCGUUUCUGGCGAAACACAACAAAACCGGCGACUUCACCUGGAACCACUUGUUUAUGUUGGAGGAGAUUCAGAUGAAGCUUUUCACCAGUAAACACUCCAUGUGGAGUAGUAAGAAAUAAAAAAAUUUAAAUAAGCACCUCAUACUCACUGUAUUGUAUAGUGGAGGAUCUACGAUGCUGUCCGCUGCUUUUGUCCUCUCAAGAACAUUAAAAGUGCUUAAUGCAAUUAGCUAUUACAAAAUGAGAAACAGUUAAUUGCAUUGAAACUAGAGACACAAGCAAUCAAUCGACUUACAAUUAACUGGCUUAAGUUAGUUCAAACGGAUUAACUGAUAAAGUCCACUUAGACCUUUUUUUUUUUUUUUUUUUUUUUUUUUAGUUUUGUAGUUUGGCCUCCAUCCAGCAGAGGGCGAUGCUGGUGAACGCUAAGCGGAGUCAGUCGAUACAGUAAUAAAAAUGGCGGUGGCACGCCAGAACGGGAGUGUGGGACGCAAAAGCAGCUUCAUGCGGUUCUGUUUCAAAAUAUGAACACAAAAUAAUGCUAACAUUUAACAAUGUUCUUCUUAAAUUCAGCAUAUUGUUAAAAAAUUUUGCCCUUUAUGUUGAUACAAGAAAAUCUCAAGUUUUUAAGAAAAUGGCCGCUAGUCAACUAAACGUUAUAGUCGAUUGGUAAGAGCAAUCAACUUCAGAUUAACUAAUUAUUUUUGAUAACUUGUACUCCUAAUUGAGGCCUAAAUGGCCCAUAUUUACAGUCAUAGCAAUAAUCAGAAAGGAGGUGACAACCCCAGUUUACCAU
Molecule: messenger RNA, 5894 nt
Organism: Gambusia affinis (western mosquitofish)
Lineage: Eukaryota; Metazoa; Chordata; Actinopteri; Cyprinodontiformes; Poeciliidae
Product: cyclin-dependent kinase-like 5
Exons: 18
Coding region: 266-3292 (1008 amino acids)
Biological process (GO): protein phosphorylation; regulation of dendrite development; positive regulation of axon extension
Cellular component (GO): dendrite cytoplasm; nucleus
Molecular function (GO): protein kinase activity; ATP binding
Source: RefSeq, a predicted model, not a curated record